GAUCGCAUGGGAUUGAAGCUGCAGAACAUGAACUCCAAAACCCUUUCCUCCGCCUCACCUUCCGUCGUUUAUCCAAACCCUAGCAAGUCCCGUCGAUACUCCGUCGACGCCUCCUCCGGCUCCAAGGCUCUGCGAUACUAACGCAAACAGAGUCCCUCCUCACAUAAAACUCUAACAACAGCUCCUCCUCCUGGUGGUUAUCCUCUUUACAGACCUCGCCCUUGUGCUCACCAUCAAUCUCGAAUUAGAGCACAUCAAGGUAGAAUCAGAUAUUGCUUCCGAAUUUCUUUGCUCCUCCCCCCCUUGCUCAUGUCGGCGGCGCCGUUUCUUUCUCAUGAUGUCAUGUAGAUGUGCGGCAUGACCAACCUGUCGUAGCCACGGAGGGUACGUUGUGGAGCGUGCUACAGGGUCGUCCCCGUGGCAUUGACGACAUCUGAUUUGGAAUUCAAAUCUCUGUGGCAUAGCUUCUCUGAUUAUAGAUUUUCAAGCAUGACUACUCCAUCCAAAAAACCUUCUGGAGGGCAAUCAUCAAAGAAGGAUACAUUGAAAUGGUUGGAAGAGAUGGAUGAUGUGUUUGUUGAUGCAAUGAUAGAACAGCAAAAUAAUGGUAAUAGGGUGGAUGGCAUGUUUACAACAGCGGCCUACACACAGAUGACCAGUAUUUGUCAAGAAAAGUUAGGCAUUUCUCUGACAAAAGAUCAUUUAAAAAAUCGAAUAAAAACUUUGAAAAACAAUUUUGUUGCUGCAUAUGAGAUUUUUAAGAAUGCUAGUGGGGUUCAAUGGUCUGAAUCGAAGAAGAUGUUUGAUGCAACAAAUGAAAUAUGGGAUGAACUUAUCAAGGCAAAAAAAUGGCGGACCAAACCCAUUCACAACUAUGACAAGUUGUGUGUGCUAUUUGCCCCAGACCGCGCCACAGGUGAUGAUGCAUUUGCUGGUGCAUUCUUCAACAAUGCACCAGAAGAUGAGACUCCACAAGACCCCUUUCUGCAAAAUAAUGUUAUUUUUGAUGAGACACGUGAUGAAGCAAGCUCAUUUCAAGAUGAUGCAAUUUCCAGCAAGUCCAAAAGGAAAAGAUCAGCUGUCAGUGAGACUAUUGAUAAAAGGCUCCAGGAUUCUGAAUCAGGACUGCUUCGGAUAGCCUCAGCCCUUGAAAAUGGUCAGUUGACAAUUAGGAAAGCUGACCGCCCAAGAGUCGAUGAGGAGUUUACAAGAAAGGAGAUCUUUGCAGAGCUAGAAAGAUUAGAAGUUGAUCCUUCAAAGAUUGUAGAUGCAUACUUGCUCCUCUCAGCAGAUCAAGAGAAGACAAAGACAUUUUUUGGAGCUCCUGAAGCAUAUAGAUUGAAUGUGAUAUAUAGGAUGAUGUCUCAGAAUUAACUGAUCCAACUUAAACUUUUGAAUGAUGUGGCUUUAUGUGCAUAUUUAGCCUGCUUGGUUACUGGGUUAGAAGCUUAAUUGAAUGUCACUGUAGCAAAAUAUGCCAUGGUACCCUAGUUUGUUGAUGUUCUCACUUUUAGAUUUGUAUAUGUAGUCGUGAUCAACUGUAAUCAUUCUCAAGUGUUGGUUGAUGCCUUUUUGAAAUAAUAUACUCUUAUCUAGGGACGGAGCCAAAGGCCCUACCCUUCUAAUUUUUAAA
This is a messenger RNA of Zingiber officinale, 1633 nucleotides long. RefSeq lists its product as uncharacterized. Lineage: Eukaryota; Viridiplantae; Streptophyta; Magnoliopsida; Zingiberales; Zingiberaceae. The record is from RefSeq and is a predicted model, not a curated record. The transcript has 4 exons. Bases 490 to 1374 code for a protein of 294 amino acids.